Molecule: messenger RNA, 2649 nt
Organism: Ochotona curzoniae (black-lipped pika)
Lineage: Eukaryota; Metazoa; Chordata; Mammalia; Lagomorpha; Ochotonidae
Gene: SPATA20
Product: spermatogenesis associated 20
Exons: 16
Coding region: 82-2451 (789 amino acids)
Biological process (GO): carbohydrate metabolic process
Source: RefSeq, a predicted model, not a curated record
UGACCCGCCCUGACCUCACAGUGAUCCCUCCCAGCACCGGGUCCGAAAGGUUGGGGAGACGAACCUGGCAGGGAGCCCCCAAUGAGCCACCUGACCUCAUCCCCCCCAAAACCCAAGGGGGAGCACAAAGGCCACAGUCUCCCCCGUGGUUCAGAAAGGGGUAGCUCCUCCCGGGAUAAGGACCGAAGCUCAUCGGUCAGUAGUUCCACGUCCAUGCCUGCUGGAGGGAAGGGAAGCCGGCCCAGCAGUACCCCGUCGGUGCCCCAGAAGACCCCCAACCGCCUGAUUAAUGAGAAGUCACCGUACCUCCUGCAGCAUGCCUACAAUCCUGUGGACUGGUACCCCUGGGGUCAGGAAGCUUUUGACAAAGCCAGGAAGGAAAACAAGCCCAUCUUCCUCUCAGUGGGGUACUCCACCUGCCACUGGUGCCACAUGAUGGAGGAAGAGUCGUUCCAGAAUGAGGAGAUCGGCCGCCUGCUCAGUGAAGACUUCGUCAGUGUCAAGGUGGACCGGGAGGAGCGGCCAGAUGUGGACAAGGUGUACAUGACCUUCGUGCAGGCCACCAGCAGCGGUGGAGGCUGGCCCAUGAAUGUGUGGCUCACUCCCAACCUGCAACCCUUUGUUGGGGGCACAUACUUCCCCCCUGAGGAUGGCUUGACCCGUGUGGGCUUCCGAACAGUGUUGCUGAGAAUACGAGAUCAAUGGAAACAGAACCAGAACAGCCUGCUAGAAAACAGCCAGCGAGUCACUACCGCCCUGCUGGCCCGCUCCGAGAUCAGCACUGGGGACCGCCAGGCGCCUCCUUCGGCUGCCACCAUGAACAGCCGCUGCUUCCAGCAGCUGGAUGAGGGCUAUGAUGAGGAAUAUGGUGGAUUUGCAGAGGCCCCCAAGUUUCCCACACCAGUGAUCCUGAACUUCCUGUUCUCAUACUGGCUCAGCCAUCGCCUGACCCAGGAUGGUUCUCGGGCCCAGCAGAUGGCCUUGCAUACCCUGAAAAUGAUGGCUAAUGGGGGCAUUCGGGACCAUGUAGGGCAGGGCUUCCACCGCUACUCCACGGACCGCCAGUGGCACGUGCCCCACUUCGAGAAGAUGCUAUAUGACCAGGCGCAGCUUGCCGUGGCCUAUGCGCAAGCCUUCCAGAUCUCUGGUGAGGAGUUCUACUCUGACGUGGCCAAAGGUAUCCUGCAGUACGUGACACGGAGUCUCAGCCACCGGUCUGGAGGCUUCUACAGCGCUGAAGAUGCUGACUCGCCCCCGGAGCGUGGCCUGCGGCCCAAGGAGGGCGCCUUCUACUUGUGGACGGUGAAGGAGGUGCAGCAGCUGCUCCCUGAGCCGGUUCAGGGCGCCACAGAGCCACUGACCUCAGGCCAGCUCCUCAUGAAGCACUAUGGCCUCACCGAGGCUGGCAACAUUAGCCCCAACCAGGACCCUAGCGGGGAGCUGCAAGGCCAGAACGUGCUGACCGUUCGCUACUCACUGGAGCUAACUGCCGCCCGCUUCGGCCUGGAUGUGGAAGCCGUGCAAACCCUGCUCAGUGCGGGCUUGGAGAAGCUCUUCCAGGCGCGAAAACAUCGGCCCAAACCACACCUUGAUAGCAAGAUGCUGGCGGCCUGGAAUGGUCUGAUGGUGUCAGGUUAUGCAGUGACUGGAGCCAUCCUGGGCAUGGACAAGCUGAUUAACCAUGCCACCAAUGGUGCCAAAUUCCUCAAGCGACACAUGUUUGAUGUGGCCAGUGGCCGCCUGAAACGGACCUGCUAUGCUGGCUCUGGGGGUGCUGUGGACCACAGCAACCCACCCUGCUGGGGCUUCCUGGAGGACUACGCUUUCGUGGUACGAGGCCUGCUGGACCUGUAUGAGGCCUCACAGGAGAGCUCGUGGCUCGAAUGGGCUCUGCGGCUGCAGGACACCCAGGACAGGCUCUUCUGGGACACCCAGGGUGGUGGCUACUUCUGCAGUGAGGCCGAGUUGGGGGCUGGGCUGCCCCUGCGCCUGAAGGACGAUCAGGAUGGUGCAGAGCCCAGUGCCAACUCUGUGUCAGCCCACAAUCUGCUCCGGCUGCAUGGCUUCACAGGCCACAAGGACUGGAUGGACAAGUGUGUGUGCCUGUUGACUGCCUUCUCUGAGCGCAUGCGCCGGGUGCCCGUGGCAUUGCCCGAGAUGGUUCGUGCCCUCUCAGCCCACCAGCAAACACUCAAGCAGAUCGUGAUCUGUGGGGACCCCCAGGCCAAGGACACCAAGGCUCUGUUGCAGUGCGUCCACUCCAUCUAUAUCCCCAACAAGGUGUUGAUUCUGGCUGAUGGGGACCCCUCGAGCUUCUUGUCCCGCCAACUGCCAUUCCUGAGUACUCUGCGGCGGCUAGAAGACCGGGCCACAGCCUAUGUAUGUGAGAACCAGGCCUGCUCCAUGCCUGUCACUGACCCCUGUGAACUGCGCAAGCUGCUGCAUCAGUGACCGUGCUGGUCCCCAAGCAAGGAGUGGAAGGUGGAGCUUCCCACUGACCGUAGACUGGGGCUUUGUCAGACUCUGCAGCACGUGUGGCCUCCCCCGGCACCCUACCAUCAGGUGACUUGCGCCAUUCUCACUGCCUUCCCUCCUUCCACCGUGGGCACCCACUCUCCCUGGAAUAAACCUAACAGCAUCCCACGGUAA